This is a messenger RNA of Myodes glareolus (Bank vole), 2237 nucleotides long. It is a transcript of the gene Rab37, whose product is annotated as RAB37, member RAS oncogene family. The record is from RefSeq and is a predicted model, not a curated record. Gene Ontology annotation, molecular function: GTPase activity; GTP binding. NCBI's taxonomy places the organism in Eukaryota, Metazoa, Chordata, Mammalia, Rodentia, Cricetidae.
CGCGCUCUCCCUCGCUCGCAGCGAGCCCGACUCACCUCUGACUGUCCGGGGACAUGACUGGCACGCCCGAAGCUGCUACCACCCGGGAUGGAGAAGCCCCCGAGCGCUCCCCGCCCUGCAGUCCGAACUACGAUCUCACGGGCAAGGUGAUGCUUCUGGGAGACUCGGGCGUCGGCAAAACCUGUUUCCUGAUCCAAUUCAAAGACGGGGCCUUCCUGUCCGGAGCCUUCAUAGCCACCGUCGGCAUAGACUUCAGGAACAAGGUGGUGACAGUGGACGGCGCCAGGGUGAAGCUUCAGAUCUGGGACACUGCAGGACAGGAACGCUUCCGCAGUGUGACCCACGCGUAUUACCGGGAUGCUCAGGCCUUGCUCCUGUUGUAUGACAUCACCAACAAAUCUUCUUUUGACAACAUCAGGGCCUGGCUCACCGAGAUUCACGAGUAUGCCCAGAGAGAUGUGGUGAUCAUGCUGCUAGGCAACAAGGCGGAUGUAAGCAGCGAAAGGGUGAUCCGUUCUGAGGAUGGAGAGACACUAGCCAGGGAGUAUGGCGUUCCCUUCAUGGAGACCAGUGCCAAGACUGGCAUGAAUGUGGAGUUGGCUUUUUUGGCAAUUGCCAAGGAACUAAAAUAUCGGGCAGGCAGGCAGCCUGAUGAGCCCAGCUUCCAGAUCCGAGACUACGUGGAGUCGCAGAAGAAGCGCCCCAGCUGCUGCUCCUUUGUGUGACUCUAACAGCAGACUCUAUAAGGGGCUAAGAGGAGGCCCAGAGACCCUUGGAAUGCAGUUAUUUUAACUGCCAAGCCGACUAGGAGAGAGUUGGGGGUCCAGUAGGCAGCCCUGUCCAGGGAGGUAGCUGCCACCCUAGUUUCUCUAGCUUCCCUGUGUCAUGGGAAGGUUAAAAUUCCCAUACUUUAUCUUAAUAUAUAUAAACUAAUAUCAAAAAGGGCACCAGUGUGCCCCCCCCGAAAAAAAAAACAAAAUAGGUAGGGACUUGAUGGUCCUUUUGCCUUCUGGGACUGGAUUCUAAAAGACUGGAUCCCCCUCCUAUCAUGGGCUUUACUGCACCAGCAUGGAACCAGGGGACACCAAAGUACUGCUAGGGUGUAGGAACUGGUUGUGAUCCUCACUAGGGAGGCUAGGGAGACUUCUCUUCCUCCAACUCCCCAGGGGACACCCUCUCCCAAUAGGAAAGGCCUCAGUGCUGGGAGCUAGCCCAAUGCCUCAGAAAAGAUAAAAGUGGAGAUUGGGGUGGGGGGCUGUAAGAAGAAUAGCAGUCAUGUGGGUGGGGUCUGCUCACAGCUACCUCUGGCCCUCCUCACCCUCCUUCUGGAAGCAAACCCCUUUUUCUCUAGCACACAAGCACAGUGGGGUACCUGAAAACAUCACAUUCUAUCCUCUGGACCUUACAUCCCAGGGGACACCCCACCAUCCCAUGGGAAUCUCUCUCAUCAGCUUUCUGCCUGGGUUCCUAGACGCCAGAGGUCAGAGCCAGGAAAACACUUCACUUUCCUUCCUUCCCAGACCUGUGACAAGGUGGACAGCACCACAGCUAUUUAAGGCAGAGGUAAGAGCCAGAUAAAGAAUUUGCUGGCUCCUAGAAUGGGUGGGAGUCAGAAGUGAACAACCCCACCAUUCAAUUUUUCUAAGUCCCAGCUCUCUGUCUCCUCCCUGCUCUUUCCUUUAACUUCAGACCAACACUAGGACCAAAACUGUUUUAUCUCCACAUCCACUAAAUCAGGUGAAAGGGUGGGAAGCCUUCUGUUUCUGGGUGAACCAAUGUACUAUGUUUGUGUGGGAAGGGGAAGGUAGUUUGGUCAAGCUUCGGGUAUGGAGACGGGCAGUAAGGAGGUCCUAUAGGCUCGAGGCCGUAUGUCUCCCAAAGCCCUGACCCUACCCUUAGGACGCUGGAGGUGUGCAGAUCCAUGACCCAUAGGCACCUUUACUGCAGCUCUGUAGGCUGGGCAGUGACUGGGACUCCUAUAAAGUGUGCACUGCACAUUUCUGAGGUUACUGCAUUUGCUUUCAAGGCAGAAAUCUUGCUCUCUGAGCAGAGUCAGCACUCUAAACUUGGGUUGAUAAGAAAGCCCUCUGUGACCUCUCAUGGGCAGAUCAAGGAGGAGCCUGGGCUUGCCUCUGCUCUUCUGGGACUUCUAGCAAGUUGCAGGAACUCCAGUCCCGUAGCUCUGGGUCUCCAGCGUUUGUGUUUUUCAGAAUUAAAUUGCAGUAUUUUGGAAAGUA